UAAACACCUAAACCCUUAUCUCAACUUUGCAUUCUUCAAACCCUAAAACCCUAAAGAUGGCUAAGGAAUCAACCACCAUUGAUGUCGGUGAGCCGAGCUCGGUGACCAAAGCUGACAAGGUCGAGGCAAAGAAGAGCGUUGUAGUGGCCGGGACCAAAGCCGCUGGUUCAAAGAGAGGGUUAGCCAUAUUCGAUUUCCUCCUCCGCUUAGCCGCCAUCGCCUCCACAAUUGCAGCGGCUGUCGUGAUGGGGAUGGCACAGGAGACUCUCCCUUUCUUCACUCAGUUCUUCCAGUUCCAAGCUAGUUACGAUGAUCUUCCCGUGUUUCAGUUCUUCUUGAUAGCCAUGGCGAUAGUGGCGGGAUAUCUGGUCCUGUCGCUUCCAUUCUCUAUCGUAGCCAUUGUUCGUCCACUCGCCAUUGCACCGAGGCUCCUCCUCCUCAUCUUCGACGCUGUGAGUACCCUUCCAAACCUACCAUAUCUCUCUCUCUCUCUCUAUAUAUAUAUAUAUGAAUGUAUGUAUAAUACAGAUUUACAAGAUUCCGGUGCGGCAUCCAUAGUGUAUUUGGCCCACAACGGAAACCCCAACACAAACUGGCUUCCGAUCUGCCAACAGUUCGGAGACUUCUGUCAGAGCGUGAGUGGCGCCGUGGUUUCCGCCUCCGUCGCCGUUGUUUUCUUCAUGCUAUUGAUCGUCGUCUCGGCCGUGGCUCUCAAGAGGAACUGA
This is a messenger RNA of Tarenaya hassleriana, 725 nucleotides long. RefSeq names its product casparian strip membrane protein 1-like. Bases 57 to 725 code for a protein of 222 amino acids. The record is from RefSeq and is a predicted model, not a curated record. Lineage: Eukaryota; Viridiplantae; Streptophyta; Magnoliopsida; Brassicales; Cleomaceae. The transcript is spliced from 3 exons.